This is a messenger RNA of Trifolium pratense (red clover), 1109 nucleotides long. RefSeq names its product 50S ribosomal protein L7/L12-like. Bases 240 to 890 code for a protein of 216 amino acids. Gene Ontology annotation, molecular function: structural constituent of ribosome. The transcript is spliced from 2 exons. Gene Ontology annotation, cellular component: ribosome. Gene Ontology annotation, biological process: translation. NCBI's taxonomy places the organism in Eukaryota, Viridiplantae, Streptophyta, Magnoliopsida, Fabales, Fabaceae. The record is from RefSeq and is a predicted model, not a curated record.
AGUUAAAACCCUACAGUACUCAACGAAACUUACUCAACAAAACGACAUUGUGUUUUUUGAAUCAUCAGAAACAAAGUCCCACGGAACGGAACUCAACUGCCCGGAAAACGCCGCCGGAGCUCGUCGUCGGCCGUCAUAAACAGUGACCAACUCCGUCCAGGAUACGUACUGGAAUGAAGUUCACAAUAAACAUUGAAUGAGCUGAUUUGCCAAUUUGUAGAGAUCUUUACAAGCCAAGAAUGAGCUUGCUUUUGAGAAUAAGGCAUCGUUUACACAAUGGUUUGUAUAGACAACCUCUUUAUGAAAGCGUAGUAGGGUUUAAUGGUAGGAAAUUAAAUGUAUUUUCAAGAAACUUUGGUCAAGCGGCAAGAAAAGAGGAGGAAGAGGAUGUAGAGGAAGUGGAAAUUGAUCAAAGAAGCCUCCCAGCUGAUUUUGAUCCCGCAACAUUUGAUCCGACUCAGAAUCGCGGCCCUCCAUCCGAGAGAGUUUUCAGGCUUGUUGAUGAAGUGGCGUCUCUAACGCUAGCUGAAGCUGCGGAAUUGGGUCUCAUUAUGAUGAAGAAAAUGGGGAUAAAGGAGAUGCCAAAUGUUGGAUAUAUGAAAGCAGGGGCUGCAAAUUUUGCCGGAAUGGCAACAAAAGCCACAACAGCAACCAAAGAAGAGGUAAAACCAGAAAAAACUGUAUUUGAAUUGAAACUGUUGUCCUAUGAAGCAGCUUCCAAAAUUAAAGUCAUCAAGGAGGUUCGGGGCUUUACCGAUUUAGGUUUGAAGGAGGCUAAAGAUUUAGUAGAAAAAACACCUUCUAUUAUAAAGAAAGGUGUUUCAAAGGAAGAAGGGGAACAGAUAAUAGAGAAAUUGAAAGCACUUGGUGCAAAUGUUGUUAUGGAGUGAAGUAAUGUAUUGUGUUUCAUGGAGAGAUGUUUCUUCCAAUAUUCAAAACUUUUACAAGUUAUCUGAAAUUUUAGUAAAUUUUGUAUUGUUAGCUGCAAAUUUUUGUGACAUUACUUUUUACAAUAUCCUUUUUUUCUCUCUGGAUGUAAUAAAAGUAGUAUUGAUACUUCUGAUAUUGAUUUGCAUAAAAUUUCAGUGACAUUACUUUUUACAAGAAAA